AUGUUGCUUGAUUUUCUCUACCCCGCCAUCCUCCUCGUGGCCCUGAGCGGGCUUCCAUCCCCAACCGUCGCCGCAAAGCCCAAGAACGCCAUUUUACUCUCCGAUGUCCAAUCCCUCACGCUCCGCGCGGGCCGCCAGACCGCGCACCGCCGUGUGGCGGCCAUGCCGCAGCUCAAGUGCGUGUCGCCGCGGGCCGUGUGCGCGCUGCACGAGGUCGACACCAUGCGGUGCGUGAACCAGGGCUCCGGUUACGGCUCCGAGGACAUACAGUGGUCGUGCAGCGCCUCGCUCCCUCCCGAGCUGAAGCUCGGCAGCACCGAGGUCAUGUGCGAGGGCUACAGCUCCCCCGACGACCCAUACGUCCUCAGCGGCUCCUGCGGCGUCGAGUACCGGCUCGUCCUGACCGAGGAGGGUCUCCGCCGCUACCCAGACCUCGGUGGAGGCGGCGGCGGUGGAAGCGACGGGACUUUGCCGGCCUGGCUGUUUUGGGUCUUCUUCGUCGCCAUCGUUUGCUGGAUUCUCUACAGUGCAUUCACUGCCCAACCGGGCGAGUUCCGUGGUCCGCGUCCGGGACGUAACAACUUUUGGGGUGGAGGUGGUGGUGGCGGCGGCGGUCCCGGUCCGGGUUUCUUUGGCGGCGGCGGAUGGAACGACCCCCCUCCCCCGUAUCCCGGAAACAAGCCUGCAGGUAGCGGGGGUGGUUGGCAGCCUGGAUUUUGGAGUGGUCUGGCUGGAGGGGCUGCGGCGGGUUACAUGGCUGGAAACCGUGGAAGGAACAACACGGAAAACAAUCGAGGCUAUGGAAGCUUUGGUGGCGGCAGAAAUACUUGGGGUGGCGGUAGCUCUUGGGGCGGAGCAGGUGGUGCUGGCCCUUCGUCAUCCCGCAGUUCUGGGUCCAGUUCAAGUUCAGCCCGGUACGAAAGCACCGGUUUUGGUGGGACAAGCAGGCGAUAA
Molecule: messenger RNA, 954 nt
Organism: Pyricularia grisea
Lineage: Eukaryota; Fungi; Ascomycota; Sordariomycetes; Magnaporthales; Pyriculariaceae
Exons: 2
Coding region: 1-954 (317 amino acids)
Biological process (GO): regulation of store-operated calcium entry
Cellular component (GO): endoplasmic reticulum membrane
Source: RefSeq, a predicted model, not a curated record